AUGAGAGCUAUCAAGAUAGCGACUGCAGAAAUACAGAACAUCAAGCAGUUCCUGAGAACAAAGACGCACAGCCCUGCAAUGAGCAGAAAAGAGAAGAGCUUCAUUCGCUAUUGCUCAAAACUCUUUUUCCUGGGGGGCAGCAUUCUCUACAGAAAAACAUCAGAUGGCGCUGAGAAAGUGCUGGGGCCUAUCUCCUGCGAUAAGUUCAAAGACUGCACACUUGGCAUGCCGUUUAAGCACGCAAAGACGUACACCACUCCCCUAGACUCUCCAUUCUACAACUGGUGA
Nematocida minor is the source of this 288-nucleotide messenger RNA. RefSeq lists its product as uncharacterized. Lineage: Eukaryota; Fungi; Microsporidia. The transcript has a single exon. The record is from RefSeq and is a predicted model, not a curated record. Bases 1 to 288 code for a protein of 95 amino acids.